Messenger RNA from Cyprinus carpio (common carp), 2638 nucleotides. It is a transcript of the gene asb15b, whose product is annotated as ankyrin repeat and SOCS box containing 15b. Gene Ontology annotation, biological process: intracellular signal transduction. NCBI's taxonomy places the organism in Eukaryota, Metazoa, Chordata, Actinopteri, Cypriniformes, Cyprinidae. Gene Ontology annotation, molecular function: protein binding. The record is from RefSeq and is a predicted model, not a curated record. Gene Ontology annotation, cellular component: cytoplasm.
UCAGUCUUGCACAGUUUAUUAUGUCUCAUUAUGUCUAGGUUUUAAGAAAGCAAACUGUGUGUUUGCACCAUGUGUGUUUGUGAGCCGCUAUACUUGAGGGAACUCAAAUUCUUUUGCCAUGUUAAAGUGACCCGCAUUCUCAGGGCGUCAGGAGAAAGUGGGUCAUCACUAAAUAUAUCCUCCAGACCUGUGAAAAAAACAAAGUCAGUCAGUGUUUUGCAAUGCUGUGAGGUGCAUGUCAUUUCUUCCUGGAGUUUUGUUCAUGUGUGCAUCUUUUUGAGCUUUGAAACACAAUGGACUACAUGGACGAAAUGGAUGAAGAUCAGCUCAUUGAUUUUGUUAUUCAAAUGAGCCUCCAAGAUGCUCACAGUCUCUCCGUUUUGAACGAACCGCUAAGCACUUUAGAAACAGCCACUGAUGAAAACCUCAAGAUUUUAUCUGCUAUAGAUCAAGGUGAUGUGUUUGCACUGAAGCAACUGCACAAAUACAGUGAUGCGUAUAAGGAAGAAGACAGCAAAGGUUGGCUUCCGAUGCACAGAGCGUCAGUCCAGCCGGAUGUCCAUGUGUUGGACAGCGUCCUCCUGGCAUCCUAUGAGCUGAGCAUAGAGGAGAUGACGGCUGACGGAGACACUGCUUUGACUCUGGCUUGUCAAGCAGGACAUGUGGAGAACGUGAAGGUUCUUCUGCAGCACGGAGCAUCUCCACACAACAUGAACAGCAGGAAUGAGACUCCACUUCUCCUGGCUGUGAGGGCAAACUCGUAUGAUAUGGUUAAUGCCCUGAUAAUGGGAGGCGCCUCCGUGCAGCAGGUGUGUUUGAAGAAAUGGACGGUCACCCAUGAGGCUGCUAAAGUGGGUUGCGUGGACAUCCUGGUGCUGCUGCUGAGACACGGGGGGAAGGUCAUGGGACGCGAUGGUCAUGGGGUCACACCGCUGGGCAUCGCCGCAGAGUACGGCCAUUCGGAAAUACUGGCAAUCCUUAUCGAACAUGGGGGCGAUGUCACAGCACAAGCUUCAAAUGGAGACAGUGUGUUAUAUGACGCCGCAGGCUGUGGGAACCUGGACUGCAUUGAUCUACUCUUACAACAUGGUGCCAGUCCUAAUGUAGCCAGUCUUUGCUCUCAACUGCCGAUUCACCGCGCAGCCUACGAGGGGCACUACCUGGCUCUGAAGAGAUUCAUUCUCAUCACCACUAAGAGGGCCAUCCGUCUGUCUGGGAUGAGCCCGGUUCAUUCUGCGGUGGACGGAGGCCAGGCUGAAUGUCUCGAGCUGCUCAUCGAGAAAGGCUUUGAUGUCAAUUCAAUCCUGGGCUGCCAUAUUUCCGAAAACUACGGUGACAUGAGGAAGACCCCGCUGUACUUCGCAGUCUGCAAUGGAGACGUCACAUGCGCUGAGAUGCUUCUGAAAGCAGGUGCGAUGCCCGACCUGGACCCGCUGCGCUGCCUCCUGGUGGCGGUCAGAGCUGGGAAGUACGAGCUGGCGCGGCUGCUUCUCGCCCACGGGGCAGACGUCAACUGCGUCUUCUCCGUCGUCAGCGACACCUUAUUUCCUACAGCACUGCAGUACUGCAUCAAAGAUGAAAUGAUGCUGCGCCUGCUCCUUAACAACGGUUACCAUGCAGAAAGCUGCUUUGAGUGUUACCACGACAACUGUGUAACAACAUACACAUGGGCAGAGGCUCCUAGCCAGUCAUACCAAGCCAACACUGCAACGAAUAAAGUAACCUUUUGUGAGUUUAUUAGCGUGACAUGGAUGGCACACUUGGCAGGGAGGGUGGUGCUGACACUCCUAGAUUACGUGAAUCAUGUGCACAUCUGUUCUAAACUGCAACUUAUUCUGGAGAGACAGGAGGAGUGGCCUGAUAUCUGUGACAUUCUUAGGAAGCCACGCUCUCUGAAACACCAGGCCAGGUUGGUUAUCAGGAGACAUAUGACACUGAGAAAACUGAAUGACCCGGAGUUCAUGAGCACCGUUUCUUUCCCCCCGGCACUGAAGAACUUCCUGCUCUACAAAGAAUAUGAUGUUUAUGGUCGAAUGGAUGAACAGUAGAUAUAUGUAUCUACAGUGGCAUGCGAAAGUUUGGGAACCCCUUACAGAAUCUGUGAAAAUGCAUCAGUGAAUUUUUGAACAGGAUGAAGAUGUCCAAAUUUUUCUUAUUUUGUUGAAAUAUCAUUUUUUCCCAUUAUGUACUGCCCUUCGGAAGCAACAGAAGAUACUUGCAUGUUUCCCGGAAGACAAAUUAAGUCAUAUAUUUCAUAUUACUAAGGCAUAAAUCAGUAAAAGGCAUAAAACAGUCGUGGAUCAUCCAGGUAACCACAUACAGGAACCAAGGGUUCCCAAACUUUUGAAGGGGGUUAUUUGAAUAAUUUCAGCUAUUUUUCUUUUCUUGUCUUGUGGAUUAAAUGUAAACAUCUUUUAUGUAAACUAUCUUAUUCAGGACAGUACUAAAUAAAAAAUAACAUGCAUUUUGUAUGAUCUUUUCAUAUUUUGUUAUCUUAUCUUGUUAUCUUACCACUUGUUAUCUUAUCUUUUUUUAUUUUAUCACUUACAAAAUAUUAUUACUUACCCACAAGGCCCUUAAUGGUUUAGCUCCUGCGUAGCUAACUAGUCUUCUACCAUGCUACAAUCCAUCACGCUCC